GGCCUGGCCGCAGCAACAGCCCGAUGUAGUUAGCACAGGUAGAGAGGAGCAAGCGGGAUUCCGCAAGGAGGAGGCCUCGCACGGCCGACCCCACAGCCCCCCAACCCCGCGGCCGGCGCGCGGGGGCAGCAAGCGCCCGACGCUGGUCCCGUCCCGGCGUGCCUCGCGCUGCGGCCGCGGGGCGCGACUUCCGGUCUUGAGGCCGCCGGAAGUGUAGGGGGCGGCGGCGCUGGCGGCGGCGCUGGCGGCGGUAGGAGUCAUGGACGUAGAUGCUGAAAGAGAGAAGAUAGCAAAGGAGAUUGCAGAGCUUGAGAGGAUUUUGGAUCCCAGUUCCUCGAGCAUUGGUGUGGGUGUUUCCGAGUCUGGUCUUGCUUUGGAUUCUGAUGCAGAUUCACUGCCAGAGGAGGACUCGGAUGCUGCUGAUUCCCCUGUCUCGGAAGAGGAGAGGUGGGGUGAGGCCAGCAAUGGUGAGGAUGACCCCAAGGAGAAGAACCUCCCUGAAGACCCAGAGACCUGCCUGCAGUUGAACAUGGUCUACCAGGAGGUCAUCCAGGAGAGGCUGGCGGAGGUCAGCCUCCUGCUGGCCCAGAACCGGGAGCAGCAGGAAGAGAUCAUGAGUGACCUGGCAGGGUCCAAAGGCCCCAAAGUGAAGGACGGCAAGAUCCUGCCCCCGAACCUGUACAUAGGGCACUUCAUGAAGCCCUACUUCAAGGAUAGAGUGACUGGAGUGGGGCCUCCUGCCAACGAGGAGACACGAGAGAAGGCCGCCCAGGGCAUCAAGGCUUUUGAGGAGCUCCUGGUGACUAAGUGGAAAAACUGGGAGAAGGCUCUGCUCCGAAGGUCAGUGGUGAGCGACCGCCUGCAGCGCCUGCUUCAGCCGAAGCUGUUGAAGCUUGAGUACUUGCACCAGAAACAGAGUAGGGUGACAAGCGAGGCAGAGAGGCAGGUCCUGGAGAAGCAGAGCAGGGAGGCGGAGACAGAGGCCCAAGACAUCCGGAAGCUCCCAGAGGAGGCCUUGCUGGGGAACAGGCUUGACAACCACGAUUGGGAGAAGAUUUCCAACGUUAAUUUUGAGGGCAGCCGCAGCGCAGAGGAGAUCCGGAAAUUCUGGCAGAACUUUGAGCACCCAAGCAUCAACAAGCAGGAGUGGAGUGGGCAGGAGGUAGACCAGCUAAAGGCUAUCGCCGCCAAGCAUGGCCACCUGCAGUGGCAGACGAUUGCCAAGGAGCUAGGGACCAACCGCAGUGCCUUCCAGUGCCUGCAAAAGUACCAGCAGCACAACAAGGCUCUGAAGCGCAAGGAAUGGACUCGGGAGGAGGACCGCCUGCUCACCCAGCUCGUCCAGGAGAUGCGUGUCGGCAGCCACAUCCCCUACCGGAGAAUUGUCUACUACAUGGAAGGGAGAGAUUCCAUGCAACUCAUCUAUCGGUGGACCAAGAGCUUGGACCCCAGCCUGAAGAAGGGGUUCUGGGCCCCAGAGGAAGAUGCGAAGUUGCUUCAAGCAGUUGCCAAAUAUGGGGAGCAGGAUUGGUUUAAAAUCCGGGAAGAGGUGCCAGGUAGGAGCGAUGCCCAGUGCCGAGAUCGGUAUCUCAGACGGCUACACUUCAGCUUGAAAAAGGGGAGAUGGAAUGCAAGUGAGGAGGAGAAGCUGGUUGAGCUGAUCGAGAAGUACGGUGUUGGUCACUGGGCAAAAAUAGCUUCUGAACUACCUCAUCGGACGGGCUCCCAGUGUCUGAGCAAGUGGAAGAUCAUGGUCAGGAAGAAGCAGAAUCGGGGGAGGAGGAGGCGGCGUCCCCUUCGCCGUGUGCGGUGGAGCUCCAGCAGCGGGGACACCAGCAGUGAGGACAUCAGUGGCGAGGGCGGCAGCGGGAACAGCGAGGACUCAGAGCCAGAGGAAGCCCCAGAGACUGAGGCAGGUGGCCAGGCACCACCAUCCACACAGCACACUGUGCCGGACAUGGACCUGUGGGUGCCUGCCAGGCAGAGUGCCAGUGAGCCGUGUGGAGCGGGGGGCCGGGGCUGGCCAGGACACCAUGCUUCACCUUCCAGCCCUCCCCAAGGCUCCAGCAAGGCUCAGGAUGGCAGCGGGGCCAUUCACCCCACAGCCUCGGCUCCCACAGAGGAGGUGGGCAGGGUACACACCCCCUCCAGGACCCACAGCACCAGUGCAGGAGGCAUCGGGCACCCAGACUUGGUGGACACUCAUCCCUUGAGCUCAGAGGAGCCAGCCAACAAGGAGAAACUGAGGCAGUCAUGCCUGCUCAGCUCAUCCCUGGGGGCCAGCCCCGGUGAUAGCAGUGUGGCCAGGCCCCGUGUACGGCAGCUGUGGCACAGGACAACCAGGAACAGGCGGCGGUGGCGGGGACAGGCCCUGCAGAGGAGGCUCCUUGAGUACCAGCUCCUGAUGGCCAUGAGCUCGUGGGUGGGUGAUGUCCUGCCCUGCACUUCCCAGAGGCCUGUCACAGUGCACACUCAAGCCGAUGGCCUCAGGAAGCAGCUGCAGGAUGCCCAGCUGACCAGCACCCCCGUGUUCACUCUCUUUAUCCAGCUGUUCCAGAUCGACACCACUGGCUGCAUGGAGGUUGUUCGAGAGAGGAAGGCCCAGUCAUCUGCCCUGCUCCAGACUAGUGCUCAGGACCCAGGGCCUGGGCUCCUACAGAUGUCUUCAAGUACACAGAACGCCACAGGCCGCAGCUUCUGCAGCCUGCCAUCACGAGAUCCUGCAAAGCAGAGCACCGGCCACAAGGGGAGCAGGAGCUGGCAGCCCUGCCGUGCCAAGUCCAGUGCACAGGCGCCCCUGCCAGCUCCGAGUGGCCCCCGGCCCAAGCCCAAGACCGUCUCCGAGCUGCUCCGGGAGAAGCGACUUCGGGAGGCCCGGGCCCAGAAGGCCACCGAGGGCACUGUGGCUCUCCCACCGCUGCUGCUGUCCUCACCACUGAUCCUCCAGCCCAGUCUACCACAGACCCCCCACCACCCCUCCACCUCGGGCCUGGCUGUCACAGACAUGGUGCUCUCUGGGCCUGGAGCCCCUGCAGUGACUGGGCUGAGGACGUCAGCCAAGGACGAGCGGCCCUCCACCCUGCCAGUCGUGGCCCGCACCCUGGCCUCCACAGAGGCUGUUCCUGCUGCCUCCAGAGCUCCGGUGCUGGGCCCCAGCCAGGUCUCUGUGAAUGGCCAUCAAGAUGGUCUGGGACAGUCCCAGGCCCCUGCCACGUCUCGGAAGCAGGGCCUGCCUGAGGCACCACUCUUUCUCCCUGCAGCCCCCAGCCCCACUCAGCUGCCUGUCCAGCCCCUCAGCCUGACGCCAGCUCUGGGCAUGCACAAGGAGGGGCCGCACGUGGUGGCUACCACUCCCCUGCCUGUCACCUGGGUGUUCACGGCUCAGGGGCUGCUCUCAGUGCCAGCUGUGGUGGGCCUUCGAGGCCCAGCAGGGGGGACCUCUGACCCCAAGGGACUGUCAGUGACUCUGUCACCCACCCUGCCUGGGAUGCAGGUAGGCCGGGGCCCCAGGCCCUCUGGGCUGAGCCACCCUUGGCAGCCCCGGCCAACGUGGACACAGACUCAGAUCCUCCCUCCAGGACAGACCUCUUGA
Messenger RNA from Nyctereutes procyonoides (raccoon dog), 3592 nucleotides. It is a transcript of the gene SNAPC4, whose product is annotated as small nuclear RNA activating complex polypeptide 4. The record is from RefSeq and is a predicted model, not a curated record. Bases 260 to 3592 code for a protein of 1110 amino acids. NCBI's taxonomy places the organism in Eukaryota, Metazoa, Chordata, Mammalia, Carnivora, Canidae. The transcript is spliced from 21 exons.